AUCGCAAAUCACUCAUUCUCUUUCUUCUUCUUUCUUUUUCACAUUCUUUGCUUUCUAUUCUCUUUGUAUUUUUGUGUAUAUAAUGAAUACAUAAGCGAAGAUAAAAUGGAAUAAGGAUCACAAGAGUCUGCUCCUCUCUUCUGUCGACUCUCUCAUUCUCAGAUCUCUCAAUUUCUCUUGAUCCAACUUUUGAUGUGGUGAUUGGAUUGCUUGCCGAGAACCAGCAAAGAAACAGAAUGAUGUUCUUGUUGAUCUCUUCUGCAUCGGCAGUCAUUUUAACAGGCUCAAAUACACGCCACACGCACGAGUGUAUGCAUAUAUACAUUUAAUUCACCAUUUCACCGUUUGUGUUUUGGCUACAGGUGAGAGAUGGCACAGAUAUUGCUGCACGGGACUUUACAUGCAACGAUCUAUGAGGCGGAUAAGCUUCACAGUGAGGGUGGACCCCACUUCAUUCAGAAGCUCAUGGAAAACAUUGAGGAGAUAGUUGGUUUAGGCAAAGGAGUCAGUAAACUCUAUGCAACUAUUGACCUCGAAAAGGCUAGAGUUGGGAGGACUAGAAUUCUUGAGAAUGAACAAACCAACCCCAGGUGGUAUGAGUCUUUUCACAUUUACUGUGCACAUUUGGCAUCAAAUGUCAUAUUCACAAUCAAGGAUGAUAAUCCCAUUGGGGCAACCUUAAUUGGAAGAGCAUAUAUACCAGUUCAAGAGCUCCUAGAUGGGGAAGAGAUAGAUAGAUGGGUUGAGAUAUUGGAUGAAGACAAAAACCCUGUACGUGGUGGUUCUAAGAUCCAUGUGAAGCUGCAGUACUUUGAUGUUAGCAAGGACCCUAACUGGGGCCGGGGUAUCAGGAGUCCAAAAUAUCCUGGAGUGCCAUAUACAUUCUACUCACAGAGACAAGGAUGUAAGGUUUCUCUGUACCAAGAUGCUCAUGUCCCAGACAAAUUUUUUCCUAAAAUCCCUCUUGCUGGAGGCAAGUAUUAUGAGCCCCACAGAUGUUGGGAAGAUGUUUUUGAUGCAAUUACGAAUGCAAAACACUUGAUCUACAUCACUGGCUGGUCUGUUUAUGCUGAAAUUAGCUUGGUAAGGGAUUCAAGGAGGCCAAAGCCAGGAGGAGACAUCACUCUUGGCGAGCUGCUUAAAAAGAAGGCAAGCGAAGGUGUUAGGGUUCUUAUGCUUGUUUGGGAUGACAGAACCUCAGUUGGUUUAUUGAAAAAGGAUGGACUGAUGGAGACUCAUGAUGAAGAAACUGAACAUUACUUUCACAAUACUGAUGUAUAUUGUGUCCUAUGUCCCCGAAAUCCUGAUGACGGUGGAAGCAUAGUUCAGGAUAUAGAAAUUUCUACCAUGUUCACUCAUCACCAGAAAAUUGUGGUGGUGGAUAGUGCAAUGCCAAAUGGAGAUUCCCAAAGGAGGAGAAUUGUUAGCUUUGUAGGGGGUAUUGACCUAUGUGAUGGGAGAUAUGAUUCCCCAUUUCAUUCUCUUUUCAGGACAUUGGACACAGCGCAUCAUGAUGAUUUCCAUCAGCCCAACUUUGCUGGUCAUUCAAUCGAAAAAGGUGGUCCAAGAGAACCUUGGCAUGACAUCCACUCCAGACUUGAAGGACCUAUUGCUUGGGAUGUCCUGUUUAAUUUUGAGCAGAGAUGGAGAAAGCAAGGAGGUAAAGAUCUGCUUGUUCAGCUGAGAGAACUGGAAGAUAUCAUCAUUCCCCCCUCUCCGGUUAUGUACCCUGAUGACUAUGAGACAUGGAAUGUCCAGUUGUUUAGAUCCAUUGAUGCUGGGGCUGCAUUUGGUUUCCCUGAGACUCCUGAAGAUGCUGCCAGAUCUGGGCUUGUCAGUGGGAAGGAUAAUAUCAUUGAUCGGAGCAUUCAAGAUGCUUAUAUCCAUGCCAUUCGAAGGGCAAAGAAUUUCAUUUAUAUCGAAAAUCAAUAUUUCCUUGGAAGUUCAUUUGGUUGGGCUCCUGAUGGUAUUAAGCCUGAAGAUAUUAAUGCAUUGCAUGUAAUCCCAAAGGAACUAUCACUGAAGAUAGUUAGCAAGAUUGAGGCUGGGGAGAGGUUCACUGUGUACAUUGUUGUCCCAAUGUGGCCAGAGGGUAUCCCUGAGAAAGGAUCGGUUCAGGCAAUAUUAGAUUGGCAGAGGAGGACAAUGGAAAUGAUGUAUAAAGAUGUUGUGCAGGCUCUUCGAGCCAAGGGUAUUGAGGAGGAUCCUCGAAACUACUUGACAUUCUACUGCCUCGGGAACCGCGAAGUGAAGAAGAGCGGUGAAUAUGAACCUUCUGAAAGACCAGAGUCUGAUUCAGAUUAUUUAAGAGCUCAGGAGGCCCGGCGCUUCAUGAUUUAUGUUCAUGCAAAGAUGAUGAUCGUUGAUGAUGAAUACAUAAUAAUUGGGUCUGCCAACAUCAACCAAAGAUCAAUGGAUGGUGCUAGGGACUCAGAAAUAGCCAUGGGAGCUUAUCAACCAUAUCACUUGUCAACCAGGCAGCCAGCACGAGGUCAAGUUCAUGGCUUCCGUAUGGCAUUAUGGUAUGAACACCUUGGCAUGCUUGAUGAUGCCUUCCUUAUUCCAGAAAGUGAGGAGUGUGUCAGGAAGGUGAACCAGAUUGCAGACAAAUAUUGGGAUCAAUAUUCAAGCGAGACACUUGAACAUGACUUACCUGGUCAUUUGCUCCGCUAUCCUGUUGGAAUUGCUAGUGAAGGAGAUGUGACACAUCUCCCUGGAACCGAAUUCUUCCCUGACACCAAGGCUCGAGUUCUAGGUGCCAAAUCUGAUUACCUCCCUCCUGUCCUUACAACAUAAUGGAAGUCUAUGCAGUUAUCAAGUAAUAGCCUCCUAAUCAUUGAGUAAUUUUAUAGUGGAAGAACAAUACAUGUAAGCAAGUUACAUGGAAUGCUAAGCCACUACAAAGUUAUCAUGUAAGUAAUUAUGGUUAUUAAAAUUAGUUUAAAAACACUGCAUGGUGGUUACAAAUUUGUGAGACUCGCUCACAUAUGUGUAUAAUAUUAGACUAUCUUACAUGAAAUCAUAUAUAUAAAUAUUAUAUAGUUUUUCCUUA
Molecule: messenger RNA, 3052 nt
Organism: Hevea brasiliensis (rubber tree)
Lineage: Eukaryota; Viridiplantae; Streptophyta; Magnoliopsida; Malpighiales; Euphorbiaceae
Product: phospholipase D alpha 1
Exons: 4
Coding region: 370-2796 (808 amino acids)
Biological process (GO): phosphatidylcholine metabolic process; phospholipid catabolic process
Cellular component (GO): plasma membrane
Molecular function (GO): D-type glycerophospholipase activity; calcium ion binding
Source: RefSeq, a predicted model, not a curated record